This is a messenger RNA of Diorhabda carinulata, 3346 nucleotides long. RefSeq names its product long-chain fatty acid transport protein 4-like. NCBI's taxonomy places the organism in Eukaryota, Metazoa, Arthropoda, Insecta, Coleoptera, Chrysomelidae. Gene Ontology annotation, biological process: triglyceride homeostasis. The coding region runs from base 235 to 2337 and encodes 700 amino acids. The transcript is spliced from 10 exons. Gene Ontology annotation, molecular function: long-chain fatty acid-CoA ligase activity; long-chain fatty acid transmembrane transporter activity. Gene Ontology annotation, cellular component: endoplasmic reticulum. The record is from RefSeq and is a predicted model, not a curated record.
AAUCACCGUGUAUUAAUUCCAAAGGUGGGAAAAUAUGGAAGGUUUCGCUUGCAGUUCGUAAAAUCAUAACAUUCGUUUAUCUCGUUUUGUGUUCGUAACGUGUGUCCGCCGUUAGAGAAUCACGACUUUUAAGUGGAUUAUUUAAACGAGAAAGUGCAUCUGAAAGUUUCUUCUAAUUAUUGAGAUGUACUCGUUUUAAGUGCAUACGCCGCCAUCCUAAGCAUUAUUUUUAUUAUGCAUAGCAAAAAUACAGAUAAGGUGAACGUCAAAAGCAAUACAACCGAUGUAGAGUGCGGGAAGUCGGUCGAAUCAAAAAAUUUGGACGAAGAAAAAAACAUUUCCCGACGAGGAAUUUAUUCAAAAACAAGACCAGUUAGAGUCUUGAUUAGAAAACUGGUGAUUAUGUCAGUUAUUAUUGCUGCCUUAGUGGCUUUAGGAGCCGUUAUAGGAUAUUUUCUUGGAUGGAUUUUCCUAAUUCAAAUAAUUAUAGUAGCUAUAGUGGCCUACAUAGCGGCAGGAAAGUGGAGAUGGUGGUAUGUAGCGGUUAUGACUGCUCCCAGAGAUAUAAGGGCGUUAUACAGAUAUAUAUUUGUUUUAAUACAAAUAAAAACAUUACAAAGAAAUAAUGUUACAAUAGCUCAAUUAUUUCAAAGGAACGUAAAGAAACACCCGAAUAAAACGUGUAUAUUAUUCGAAGAUCAGGAAUGGACAUUUGCACAGGUUGAGGAAUAUAGUAAUAAAAUAGCGAAUAUAUUCAAAGGUCACGGUUACAAAAAAGGUGACAAGGUAGCUUUGUUCCUUGAAAACAAACCGGAAUUUAUAUGCAUAUGGUUAGGUCUCUCUAAGAUAGGUGUUAUUACCCCUCUGAUAAAUACAAAUUUAAGACUGAGUACAUUAGUACAUUCCAUCACCGUAUCUAAAAGUCAAGCUGUUAUAUUUGGUACCGAAUUAUCCAACGCUAUAAGUGAAAUAUUGGAUAAAAUAGAAGCUGAAGUAGCCUUAUACCAAAUUAGUUGCAAUAACAAUAUCGCAAACGUGAGUCAAAAAUAUCACAAUUUGGAUACUUUGGUUAAAGAUGCUGCAUCAACUUGUCCAACAAUCAAAGAACCUCUCAAUUACAAUGACUGCUUGGUAUACAUUUAUACGUCAGGGACCACCGGAUUGCCCAAAGCUGCGGUGAUCAGCAAUUCAAGGUACAUAUUUAUAGCUGCGGCGAUGCAUUGGUUGACGAAUUUCAAAUCUUCUGACAUCUUUUACACUCCGCUUCCGUUGUAUCAUACAGCCGGAGGAUGUAUGACAGUCGGGCAAAUGCUUAUCUACGGCGCUACAAUAGUAAUUAAAAAAAAGUUUUCCGCGUCUGGAUAUUUCGAGGAUUGUAGAAAAUACAAAGCAACGGUAGCUCAAUAUAUAGGAGAAAUGUGUAGGUACAUAUUAGCGGUUCCACCUGGUGAAAAAGAUAAACGACAUAAUGUUAGAAUGAUAUAUGGGAAUGGGCUUCGUCCACAGAUAUGGAGAGAAUUUGUUGAUAGAUUUAAUAUUAAAAAUGUAGGAGAAUUUUAUGGAGCGACAGAAGGAAAUGCUAAUAUCGUUAACAUUGAUAAUACUGUUGGAGCUAUAGGUUUCGUCUCCAGGAUAAUCCCUUCAGUUUAUCCUAUUUCUAUAAUAAAGGUAGAUGAACAUACCGGUGAACCGAUACGAGAUGCAACUGGUUUGUGUAUGCCCUGUAAACCGAACGAGCCCGGUGUAUUUGUAGGUAAAAUCAUUCCGAACGAUCCUUCGAGAGCCUUUUUGGGUUACGUAGACAAAGAAGCUUCCAAAAAGAAGAUCAUUUAUGACGUCUUCCAUCACGGAGAUAGUGCCUUUUUGUCGGGAGAUAUUUUGGUGGCCGAUGAGUUUGGAUAUUUAUUCUUUAAGGAUCGUACAGGAGACACUUUCCGAUGGAAGGGCGAAAAUGUCUCAACGGCGGAAGUGGAAGCUGUAAUGAGCAAUAUCAUAGAUUAUAAAGACGUUGUAGUAUACGGUGUAGAAAUUAGGGGACAGGAAGGACGUGCUGGUAUGGCUGCCAUUUUAGAUCCCGAAGAAACAGUCAAUUUGAACGAACUAUUUGAAGGAUUAAAAAAAGCUUUACCAUCUUAUGCCAGACCGAUUUUCAUAAGGAUAUUACGAAAAAUAGAUUUGACCGGUACAUAUAAAUUGAAAAAGAAUGAUUUACAACAAGAAGGAUUCGAUCCAUCCAAGGGUGAUAAUAUUUAUUACUUGAAUAUUAAUAAAGGUGCUUACGAAAAAGUAACAAAUGAUAUUUAUAAUAAAAUAAAUGAUGGAAUUUUAAGAGUAUAAAAUGAGGUUCAACUUGACGAAUUUAAGAUUCUAUAGGUGUGAUUGAAUGCACUUACAUUGGGUUAAAAUAGAUCUUUAUUUUAUUGAUUUAAUUGAAUUUUUUCUUGAAAGUUUAAUUAGCGAACUCAUAGUAUGGAUAUGAGGUUAUAUUUAUUAUCAAAAACACCAAUACUCACAUUAUUCAGAACUCAAUGCAUGUGUUUCCUUAAAUGAUAUUACUUAACUUAUUUCUACACAGUUUGAUACAAAAUAGCAAAAAGCUUGGUAAUGUGCACACUGUGUAUUUAAUAUUUUCAAACUGGCAGCUUUCUCAACAUACACACUUGACAAAAUGUAAUGUCAUGAUUCCUUUCCAUAUUUAAAACAAUAGUGAUAAGAAAGUGUUGUACAAGAAUUUAUCUGUGAUUAGUAGAAUGUGCAGUUUCGGUCGGAUUUUUUACAUUAAUAUUUCGAUCCAAACAAUUGUCAUUUUCUAUUUAAUUUCCAACCGGCAACUCUAUUUAUAUAGAUAAAUUUGGUGGAUUUUCCGAUUAACACCUUUUCGGUUUUUUUCUCAAAUUCAUAUUGGAUAAAAAAUUAUAUUGAAAUAAAAGAGUAUUGAUAUAUGGAUAGUAAUGGAGCUUUUCUCUUAAAGCAACAACAACAAUAAUAAUAAUAGACUUUUGAUAUUUUUAUUAUCAAUUUUUUUUGAUAAAAUUUUAAAUUAUGCAUGAUAUCUUUGUCUUAUUGGACUUUUUAUUGAAUCAUUCACAAUAAGUAAUGGAAAAAAUAACUUAAUUACCUUAGAAAAAACAUUUUCAACAAAAUAGUUAUAAAUGUAAGUGUAAGCAAAAGCAUCUUCAUUAUAUAUAAAACAAAAUCUAAGGCGAGAUAUUUUUCACCCAGUUAAUUACAAAGUGACAAGGGUGUAUUUUUAUAAAUAGGUUUUUUAACAUUUUAAUACUUCGUGUACUAAGUGGUUGUGUUUUAUUAUGCAUUGUUAUUUUUUAAUAUAUGUAGUUUUUGUUUG